This is a messenger RNA of Orussus abietinus, 2279 nucleotides long. RefSeq names its product twinkle protein, mitochondrial (gene mtDNA-helicase). Lineage: Eukaryota; Metazoa; Arthropoda; Insecta; Hymenoptera; Orussidae. The coding region runs from base 281 to 2212 and encodes 643 amino acids. The record is from RefSeq and is a predicted model, not a curated record. The transcript has 7 exons. Gene Ontology annotation, molecular function: ATP binding; single-stranded DNA binding; 5'-3' DNA helicase activity. Gene Ontology annotation, biological process: mitochondrial DNA replication. Gene Ontology annotation, cellular component: mitochondrion.
AAUGUCUGUAAGAAAAAUAUGUGAUAUUUAUAUCGAUAGUGGACGCCGUUAAUGAAUACCUAAUUCUGGACGCAGAAUGUGAUGAAAUGACAAAGUAUCCCAAAAAAUAACAGUCCAUUAUUUAUUUAAGCACCGGAGAAUAUUCAUAAUUGUUUAUCGCUGUUUGAACGUAAUCAAUUUAAGGGAAAUAGUAUUAGUUAGAUUCUUUUCACAGUGAUUUAGUAUUUUUAUUGUCAAUGAGUGAAACAAGGUACGCUUUUAAGUUAUACCUUUGGAGACAAUGUUCCUCAAGCACUUCCUCGGUCUGCGAAUCCUGACGAGGAAGAAAACUCAGAGAAAUUUUAUCUGGAGUCGGGCCUAUCACAAACUGCUCGACGAUGAUGUCUCUGGAGUAUCGUUGGCUUACAUAAAAAAUACGUUGAAUUCGAUGAACAUCAGCUUUUUAGAUGGCCAUGCUUGCAUUAUUACAAGUUGUCCUCUAUGCAAAUCAGAAAAAUCUAAAGAACCUAAGGUUUUUGUAAAUAAAACCACUGGUUUCUUCAUGUGUGAGAAGUGCAGGUAUACUGGCUCGUGGAGCACUCUGGAGAAAUUCUUUUCACCAGGCACCUCUGCAAAGAAAUUGCAAGAAUUAUCGCUGCUGAAAAAUUCUUUAACAGCAGAGAACAAUUUAAAAAAUGAAUGGAAUAAAAUUAAAGAAAGUUGUCAGAACAUAACAGAAAUGUCAGUGGAUGAUUAUAAUAAUCUUCUGAAAUCUCUAUCACUACCAGAAAUGAACAGUGAAUCUAUGAUACAAAUGGAUUGCGCAUACAAUGCACUGUCAAAUAGUCUCCACUUUCCCUUGGUGGGAUUAGGGAAUUGUAUAGUGGGUUACAAGACUUUAUCGGCACAUCUAGAAGUCGAAACUGCAGUGCCAGCUUCUAACACAAGUGGACUUGUCUGGUAUAAGUCAAGAAAUGUUAAAUCAGAUAGUACUGCUAUUAUUGUACCGACUUUGCGAGACCUCCUCGCUCUGGUUUCCAAAAAAGCAGCCACUGUUAUCAUUUGUCUACCUUAUGGAUUACAAUUCAUGCCACAACAAAUUCUACCAAAUUUAGAAAAUUACAAAAAAUUAAUCCUAUGGUUCGGUAACAACACGCAGAGCUGGGAUGCUGCAAGACACUUUGCAAAAAAAUUAAACGAGAUCAGAUGUUACUUUGUUAGGCCAAUGGACAACCAACCGAGUCCAAGAAUUGCAGCUAAUUUGGAUUAUAAUCUGAAAAUUAUAAUUCAAAAUGCUCAGCCAAUAUGGCACAAGAGUAUUACUACGUUCCAAAGUCUUCGGCAAGACGUCCUAAGUGAUCUCCAAAACAUUGACCGUGUGAUGGGCAUUAAAUGGAAAAGAUUUCCAUCUUUGAAUCGAGUUCUUAAAGGACAUCGCCGAGGAGAACUAACUAUAUUGACGGGCCCUACCGGAAGUGGCAAAACAACAUUUAUUAGCGAGUAUUCAUUAGAUUUAGCAUUACAAGGUGUAAAUACUCUGUGGGGUAGUUUCGAGAUACGCAACGCAAGGUUGGCAAGAACGAUGCUGCAGCAGAUGGUAGGUGUAUCGUUGGAAGAGAACAUUGAAAACUUUGAGAAGUACGCUGACGAGUUCGAGAAGCUCCCAAUUUAUUUCAUGACAUUUCAUGGUCAGCAAAGCAUUAAAGUAGUUAUGGAGGCUAUUGAACAUGCAACGUAUGUUUACGACAUAGCACAUGUUAUUAUCGAUAAUGUUCAGUUCAUGAUGGGCGUAUCUCAGGAGUCAAAACACAAUGACAGAUUUUGGAAACAGGAUGCCAUCAUAUCGUCCUUCCGAGCGUUUGCUACAAAAUUCAAUUGCCACGUAACGCUAGUGAUCCAUCCAAGGAAGGAACGAGAUUCAGAAGAACUGACGACAUCGUCGAUCUUUGGGAGUGCCAAGGCUAGUCAAGAAGCUGACAACGUACUUAUAAUUCAAGAUAAAAGACUGACAAGUGUCCGGGGGAAACAAUACUUACAAAUCGCAAAAAACAGAUACAGCGGAGACUUGGGUUUAAUGCCGAUGGAGUUUGAUAAAGUUAGUUUAAGCUAUGCCCAAAAAAAGAAAUCCAAAUUGAAAGAAGAGGGGAAAGAAAAUGAAACUACGCAAUCUGUUCCUAGGCAAGACACUCGAAUUCUAUCUACCAAGAGGCGCUCCACUGACUCCUCCUCCUGACAUAGAACUCAUAGGAAUUUUCUACUGUUUACAAAAAAGUAAUAAAACUAUUAAUUAUUUUGCACAA